This is a messenger RNA of Guillardia theta CCMP2712, 2379 nucleotides long. RefSeq lists its product as hypothetical. The transcript is spliced from 26 exons. Gene Ontology annotation, biological process: GPI anchor metabolic process; endoplasmic reticulum to Golgi vesicle-mediated transport. Bases 1 to 2379 code for a protein of 792 amino acids. Gene Ontology annotation, molecular function: phosphatidylinositol deacylase activity. NCBI's taxonomy places the organism in Eukaryota, Cryptophyceae, Pyrenomonadales, Geminigeraceae. The record is from RefSeq and is a predicted model, not a curated record. Gene Ontology annotation, cellular component: endoplasmic reticulum.
AUGGCGAUGGGGACGAUGGGGGCGGCGGCGGCGGCGAUCGUAUUAGUGGCUCAUAGCUUGAUGCAGUCCAUCAGACAUGCGCCUGAGAACAUGUGCAGGAUGACCUACAUGAUGCCCAACUACUACACGAUCCCCGUCCCACAUGCGAGCUGGGAGACCAAGUUGAGCUACUCCCUGUUGCUCUAUCGCGAAGGAUCCCAGCCCUUCCAUAAGCGCGGGAUUCCGGUUCUCUUCAUUCCAGGGAACGCGGGAAGCGGGAAGCAGGUGCGGUCCAUGGCUUCUGAGGCGGCGAGGGAGCACGUUCGAAACUCGUCUCGCGGACACUUAGAUUUCUGGGCUGUCGACUUCGAGGACGAGCUGUCUGCUCUGUCAGGAGACCUGCUCCUCUCUCAGACUAAGUUCGUGUGCCGCUGCAUCCCCUACAUACUGGAGAGUUACAAGGAGAGAGGAAUGGAGCCAGGAGGCAUCGUGCUCGUUGCUCACUCGAUGGGUGGCCACAUAGCAAGGAUCGUUGCCGGUUCCUUCUGCGAGGAGGAGGUCGAUGUAGCUGCGGUCUUGUCCCUUGCAUCUCCUCAAACGGGGCUACCUGUCGUGACUGAUCCUCUCCUCCAGAGGCUGAUCGACACAGGUGCGGAGCUAUGGCGGCAGCAUUUCUUCCCUUCCCCCUCCCACGGGGAUGCGGCCGGCUGGAGCUCCUUGAGCUCGAGCACCCCUAGCAAGCGCUCCCAGCGGUGGGGUUCCUUCAAUACCCCCCUCGUUCGUAUCUCAAGGCACUGCAGCAGUUUGAAUGAGAUCGCAUCCGUCUCAGUAGGGGGAGGGCUGCGGGACUUGCUCGUGGGCACGGAGCGCUGCGACCUUUCGCGCAUUUGUCCUCCUACCCACUGCCUCUCUGUCUCGUCCACGGCUGUUGCAGGAGUUUGGAUGCCGAUUGAUCAUCAAGCGAUCUUGUGGUGCAAUCAGAUGGUGGAGACUUUGGUUUCAGCGCUGUAUUCCCUUGUGGACGAGAUGAGGCUAGUGGCAAUGGUGAUGGAGAUUGAGACAGGAAUGAUGGUCAAGAGGCUGAGAACCCUGGGGCUCCUGACGUUCCUCAAGGACUGGCGACUUGUCUACCUAGAGGAGGACGCAGCCAGCGCCACAUGCCAGCAAGCGCUGGAGAGUGGAAGCAGUCUACCGUUGUACGUGGACCUGAAGCCGCAAGCUGUCAAGAUGGAGAAAACAAGCUGCAUUCGGCAGGCCAACUCGGACUGUCUGUCUCGCGAGGACCCUGAGGGCAUCAACGCCGGAGCUGCUGCUCUCCCCCCGUUCACUCUCCCGGGGUCUACGGAUCCUCUCCCUGCGUCCUUGACGAUAGAGAAGUUGAGGUGCCGGGCAAGAGACGGGAAGGAGGAAGCAGGAGCAGGAGGGGAAGACCUCAAGGAGACUUUCAGCCCUGUUGUCCUCGUUACGCCCGUCUCGUCAUGGCGAACUGGUCUUUCCGAAGGGUUUGCUCGUGUUGUCUCAUCUCACAAGGAGAAAGUGAACGUAUGGAUGCAUCAGUCGAUCGGCCCAUGGCAGAGGAGGGAGAAGCCUCACGUGUUCGCCGUCACGGAUCCUCACUGCGACUAUCAAGUGAAGCUCUCCGUCGACCUCUCCUCUUCCUUCGGCCUCUUCCUCCUCCGCCACGUCCACCGCAUCCUCGUCCUGUCGGCAUCCUUGGUGGUAUCCAAGGAUCAGGGGUUCUCUCUCGCGAGGCUGAGCCUGUGGAAGGAGGAGGUUGUGAGUUACAAGGAACGAGGCGCUGCUGGAGCCAUGGCGAGCAUGCUAAAGGGGUCCUUUCGAGCCCUCUCCUACCCCUUCUGGCCUAUGCUCCUCCUACUCCUCCUGCUCCUCUCCUCCCCGUCGAUCCUCUGUGUCUUCUCUCUCCGUGGAAGCUCCUCCCCUGACCUCUUGUGGACCUGCACCAUUGGAGGUGCCACGGUGGACAGUGAUCAAAACCUGAGCAUCGACAACUGGAGUCACAGGGAGCCCGUGCUCUUCGUUGCCCUGCUCGUUCUCGCCGCUUCUGGUUUCCUCUCCAUCCUCCUCCUCCUCCACCUCCUUUUCCUCGCCAUCAACAGGGUCAGGUUGGAGCACUUGGACUCAAGCCAGCGAGAUUGGGCCAUGUCUCGAAGUCUUUUCGUCAUCGUCCACCUUUUACUCUCCACCGUGUGCCGAUGCCCUUCUUUCAUCGCGCAAGUUCAAUCCUCCAUCUACCUCGCACCCCUCGGGCCCCAUCGCAUCUGGAGCAUGUGGAAAGACAGAGCGUUGGCCCCCUUUCACUCUGCCCUCUACUUCGAGUCGUUGAUGGACAAAGUUUCCUCCUCCUCCCUCCCCUCCUCGCACUUGCUCUCGGCAUCCUGA